UUUUUAGUACGAGUACUGUCGGGCGAGAGUGCGGCCGACCGACGCGCGCGUACCGGCAUCUAGGCUUGUCUUCUCGCUCUAGUGUCAUCGUUCUCAUGUUGUCGUCGUAGUCGUGUAGUCAUAGUCGCCGUUUACGGCCGUGUCCUGUUCCGUGCCGUGACCGUCGUCGUCGUCGUCGUCGUCCUAAUCGUUUUCGCCUUCUCUUAUCGUUAGUGUCGCAGCUGACGAUCGAGUGACAUCGUGAACGCGGUGCGAGAGCCGCGGUCUACCCGGGUGGCUCGCGGUCGCUCUCGUCGCGAAAGAGUGCGCCAUGCGAGAGAGGGAUAAAUCGGUGACUGGCGGGCGGCGGCCAUCUUCCAGAUGAGGUUUUUCUCCUUCUUUCUUCCGAUAAACGGAGUGCGCUAUGUCGUGAGAGAGAAGGCCAAAGGGAGCGAGAGAUCGUAAGAGACCGAUUGAUAGACGGAGAGGUGUAGUGAAAGAGAGAGAGAGUGAGAUGAAGAGAAUUAUAUACGCGUCCAUCAUGCAACGAGAGAUGCGGUGAACGGCGCGUGCUGUUCGGCGGAGUCACGAAAUUUCACGAGCGCGUGUCGCCGCUUCAACCAGUUUUCGCUCGUGAGGGCGAACGGAAAAAACAGUCACUCGUGUGCGCGACGGGACGAGAGGAACGUAUUAGGAAGUGCGCGCUCGUUCGCGCCUGCGAGCGAGAGAGAGAGAGAGAGAAAGAUCGGCAGAGGGACGACGGGGUGAAGCGAACCAGAGCGGAAGACGGAGAAAGAGACAUACCGCGUGCGGGGGAAGAAAACGGAAGCGGUGCGAAGGUGAAACGAACACGGAGAGGCGAUCCCUUAUUACCGCGCAUUCGUUUGUUCGUAAUCGCGUCGUUUUCGCGUGCGUGACAAGAAGGAGGCGAGAAGGAAGGAAGGGAAUAAAAAAGGAGAACGAGGAGGAAGGAAAGAAAAAAAAAAAAAGAAAGAAGAUCCACGAGGCACGAGGCGAGGAAGAGGAGGAGGAGGACUCUCGAAGCCCCGGAAGUCGGGGAAGUGCGAAAAAUUCACGGAUACUCGCGCGGUGCUUGCGAACCACCCGGUACAUCGCGAUCGAGAGAGAGUGUGUAGUGUGAGAUCAAUAAUGAGACAGGUGCUCUCAUUGGUGUAAAGCGAUGCGGCGGAGCUGAGAGUUUUGUCGGGCGGCACUCUAGGGCUCAUGAAAAGUGUAUCCGGUGUGCGUAACGUCGCCGUCAAGGACCACCGCGUCGCGAGACAUUCGAGCGAGUUGGAUCAGUGUGAUUAUAAUGUAGUGCCAACUUUGCAGAUGGAUAAACAGGGAUGACUGAUAAUUGCUGGAACUCUGGUGGUGGCGCUGGCGUCAAGAUGGAGCACUUUCAGGCCACCCUGGACCCAAGGAAGCAGGAGUUAUUGGAGGCCCGCUUUCUCGGAGCGAGGAUGUCUGCUGGGUCACAAAUUCAGAUGGCACCCCAAACAACCGUAAACUCUGGUCAGACAGUUCAUAGUCAAGACUCGAACAUGAGCACUGGCUCAUCGCAUAGUGAUAAGGAGGUGGAUGCAAACACUCCGGAAAAAGUAUUACGGACUACUUCUGAAAGGAAAAGAAAACGUAAGGCUGAUGACGGAGGUGGGGGUGUUUCAAGUAGCUCUGUAACAAGUAAGGGAGCUAGAUCAAUUGCUGCUCUUGAUAAUAAGAAGAUCAAUGAGUAUUUCCCAAAGCAUCAUCUGGGCAAUAGUCCUAUUCGGCAUGGUGGUGCCAAAAGUCCUUCUCCUCAACAGGCUUAUCCUAUGUUUCCACCAUCGCCUCAACAGUUACUUUCACCACAAGUAACAACACCUAAUUCUUCAGUGGCGGAAUUUUCUUCAUUGAUGCAGCCACCAAGACCUCAUCCUCAACCUCCACCUCCUCCACCACCAGUUUCAACACAACCUGCAGGCUCAAUGGUCAGCAAGCAGGUGCAGGUAAGGCCUACCAACCUCAAUAGGACAAGCCAGGUCAGGCAAGCGAAGACUAACACCCCAAAUACAGAACUUACUUGCCAGAGGAUACAGGAAUUUGAAAGUCAAGCCUCUUCAGACUUAGAAUUACGUAACAAUAAAAUUGACGAAUUAAAUAGGACAACGGAUGAACUUAGGCAUCAAAUGGCUAAUCAGCAAAAACUGAUUGAGCAGCAUAAAUCACAUAUAAAUAAGUGUAUAGACGUUGUAAAGAAGUUAUUAAAAGAAAAAUCAAACAUAGAAAAAAAAGAAGCUAGGCAGAAGUGUAUGCAAAAUAGACUGAGGUUGGGUCAAUUCGUGACGCAGAGGGUGGGCGCGACUUUUCAAGAGAACUGGACCGACGGUUACGCAUUUCACGAGCUUGCUCGACGGCAAGAAGAAAUAGCGACUGAACGGGAAGAGAUCGACAAGCAGAAGAAACUGCUGCUCAAGAAGAGGCCGUCGAAUAGUGAAACAGGCAGAAAACGUAGUCAACCGCAACCCUCUUUGCAUAACGGCACUGAGGCGACGUUUUUGAAGCCGGAUGCAGUACCUGGGUCGUAUACGUGGCAGGAGUAUUAUGAAGCUGAUGAAAUACUCAAGUUAAGACAAAGCGCGUUGAAGAAAGAAGACGCGGAUCUACAAUUGGAAAUGGAAAAGCUCGAAAGGGAGCGGAAUUUACACAUCAGAGAAUUGAAGCGUAUUCACAACGAGGACCAAUCGAGAUUCAACUCUCAUCCUGUUUUGAAUGAACGUUACCUUCUGCUAAUGUUAUUAGGAAAGGGCGGUUUCAGCGAAGUGCAUAAGGCAUUUGACUUAAAGGAGCAACGGUAUGUGGCUUGUAAGGUGCAUCAAUUAAAUAAAGACUGGAAAGAAGAUAAGAAGGCUAAUUAUAUAAAGCAUGCAUUGCGAGAAUAUAAUAUACACAAGGCAUUAGAUCAUCCUCGAGUUGUAAAAUUAUAUGAUGUAUUUGAAAUUGAUGCCAAUUCCUUUUGUACGGUUCUGGAAUAUUGUGAUGGCCAUGAUUUAGAUUUUUACCUCAAGCAGCAUAAGACUAUACCCGAGAGAGAAGCGAGAUCUAUUGUUAUGCAAGUCGUAUCGGCAUUAAAGUACCUCAAUGAAAUAAAACCCCCAGUCAUACAUUACGAUCUAAAACCAGGCAACAUUUUGUUAACCGAAGGUAACGUGUGCGGCGAAAUAAAAAUCACAGACUUUGGUUUAAGUAAAGUUAUGGAUGAGGAAAAUUAUAAUCCAGAUCACGGAAUGGAUCUAACAUCCCAAGGAGCGGGUACUUACUGGUACCUACCUCCUGAGUGUUUCGUCAUUGGGAAAAAUCCUCCUAAAAUAUCGUCCAAAGUUGAUGUCUGGAGUGUAGGAGUUAUAUUUUAUCAAUGCCUAUAUGGUAAAAAGCCCUUUGGUCAUAAUCAAUCGCAAGCCACCAUUUUGGAGGAAAAUACGAUAUUGAAAGCCACAGAAGUCCAGUUUGCGAAUAAACCGACCGUCAGUAACGAAGCAAAGAGUUUCAUAAGAAGUUGCCUAGCGUAUAGAAAGGAGGAGCGUAUAGACGUACUAACACUAGCUAGACAUGAAUAUCUGCAACCCCCAGUGCCAAAACAUGGCCGCCAAGCGAACAGCCAGCAGCAACAGCAACAGCAGCAGAUACAGCAUCAGCAGCAGAGUACGUUCAACAUCGGCAUGUUUAGUGGUAUGAACGCGUCGAGCAGUUCGUAGUGGAGAGGAAGGACUAAGGACGAAAUCCUCGAUAUAUACUAAUACAUGCCAAAUCUUGAGCGCUCGGACUGUGCACAUCAUCUCUCAUCUUAGGAAAAUAACGAUUACUAUAAUCAAUUGUAAAUACUAAAACCGGAUACUAUCACCGUCACCACCACCCACCACUACCAUCACCACAACUAUUACUACAACUACCACCGCCAUCACCACACCGUCACAACUAUACUUACAGGAUCGAUUACAUAGGACAUUGCAAGAGAGAUGCGAGACUGGUCAUCCGCAAGUCCAGGAGCUUGCGUCUUUCUACAAGCCACGCUACAUUAUUCAGCAUGACAAGAAACAAUGUUGUGUUCGUAAAUAUUCAAUUGUAUUAUCGUUCCUUGUAUCAAACAGUGCGCUGACUUGAUAAUAGUGUUUAAAAGAAAUGAGAGAGCGAGAAAGAACGAACGAGCGUGCGAACGAGAAAAUAACAUGUGAUAAGUCAUUAUGAGUUACAAGUGACGCUUAGAUUAAGGGGGAGGGGGGAAAUAGAGUAUGAGAGAGAGAAAGAGAGAGAGAGAGAGAGACUAUAAAUAAAACAGAUAAAACGACAAGAAUUCUUCCAAAUGGAAACAAAAUCAAGUUGAUAAAAUAAAGAAAGCAACGAAGAAUAAGAAAAAAAUAGGUAGAAACCAAGAAAUAGGAAGAAAUCAAGAAAAGCAAUCGGAGCAAUCGCAGCAAUCGCUUUUACGAAGACAACGUUCCUCUCCUGGCGUUUUAUGAGCGUGUGCAUGAGUGAACGCUAGAGGAUUGUUAAAAUUAGUGUGAGUGUAUAUAUUUAUACUAUAUAUAUAAAUAUAAAUAUAUAUAUAUAUAUAUAUAUAUAUAUAUUAUAUAUAUAUAUAUAUAAACUAAUAAAAUAAAUUCGACAUAAUAUAUAUAUAUAUGGUGUAAAAAGGACGACGACAAACAUUGACAGUGGGAAGACAACUGUGGUGGCUCUAUCCUCGCAUGACCUCCGGCGCCGGUUUCCGGCAUUCCAUGAAUGCUUGGCCUGCGUAUCAUGUUACUUUAUUCGAAUAUUAACAUUAUUACCUGUAUCAUGACUAAUAAUGACUAACAUACACGCGCGUCCACACCCACACACGAAACAUAUACACGAUACGAUUACACACGAAGGAGAUUUGAUUGGUUGUUCCUAUUCUGAAACGAGAGUGGGCUUUAUAUCUAUAAUGCCGGAACGAUUAGUCCGAUAAAAAGAAAGAAUAAGAGCGAAGUGAGCAUAGAGAGAAAGAAAGACAGAGAGAAAGAGAGCGAGAGAGAGAGAAAGAGAGAGAGAGAAUCGCGAUGUGCUCCCAAAGUGAAAAAUAUUAUAGGAUUGUAGUCCACCAUUAUCACCAUCACUUAAAAAAAAAAAAAACUGUUUUUACGCGUGUAUGGUUUAAAACUCCGCGAUGAGAUUUGCAGUAUCGAAACGCGCCGUGCGUUAUGUUUUCCCUAUUUCACUCUACCUCUUUUCUUUUGUCUCCUCUCCUUUCUCUUCUCCCCUUUUUUCUCGAAAGAGAUAGGAAGAGGGAGAGAAAAGGAAAGAGAGAGAGAAAGCGGAUCCAAAUGUGUGUAUAGAGCAAGUUUCGCGGAAACGGCUAGGCACAUUAAUUAAUUAAUCAGAUGACAGUUUAAAAAAAAAGGAUAAUAAAAGAAAAGAGCAAAUUUUUAAGAUAAGAGAGCCGUGAAACGCUAUACCAACCCAAUCAUUAUUUCUUUACUCGUAAUUUGUUUUAUAUAUAUGUACGUUAUAUAUAGAUAAUUAUGAAAUAGAAGACUAAGUUAUUUUAUCAAGUGCCCUUGCUUUGUAUUAUAGUCGCGUCCGUCGACGAGCCGUAGCUUCUGGGAGUAAAAGAGAAAAAGGAGAAACGGAAUGCGUUGAGAGCGAACGAAAGAAAAAAAGAGAGACUGAGAGCGAGUGAGUGCGUGUGUUGUUAAAAGUGUUGCGUCAGUUGUUGAUACAAUGUGGGCACCAGGUAUUGAUGACGGCUCAAUACCAUCAUUGUGAUUGGCAAAAGUGUGGUGAGAAAGGAGAAUACAAUUACAAGUCUGAACAGA
Cataglyphis hispanica is the source of this 5795-nucleotide messenger RNA. RefSeq names its product serine/threonine-protein kinase tousled-like 2 (gene Tlk). Lineage: Eukaryota; Metazoa; Arthropoda; Insecta; Hymenoptera; Formicidae. Gene Ontology annotation, molecular function: protein serine/threonine kinase activity; ATP binding. The record is from RefSeq and is a predicted model, not a curated record. The coding region runs from base 1326 to 3713 and encodes 795 amino acids. Gene Ontology annotation, cellular component: nucleus. The transcript is spliced from 16 exons. Gene Ontology annotation, biological process: chromosome segregation; peptidyl-serine phosphorylation; intracellular signal transduction.